This is a messenger RNA of Sphenostylis stenocarpa, 1668 nucleotides long. NCBI's taxonomy places the organism in Eukaryota, Viridiplantae, Streptophyta, Magnoliopsida, Fabales, Fabaceae. The record is from the annotation of a GenBank genome assembly.
AUGGUUUUUCUUUCCUUCCAUCUUCAGGGUUGUUUCAGGCGAAAUGUGACAGUUGUGACUAUAUAUGCAUCAUUGGGAGAGGAAGCUUUAUCUUACUCAUUGAAUGAGACAGAGGUUACAACAGUGAUAUGUGGGCGAAAAGAAUUGAAAACACUAGUAAAUAUAAGUGGACAACUUGACUCAGUGAAACGUGUGAUAUGCAUGGAUGAUGAUAUCCCAUCUGAUGCCUCUUCUAUUGCAUAUAACUGGAGAAUCACUUCAUUUGCUGAGGUUGUGAGACUUGGCAGAGAAAAUCCUGUUGAAGCUGAUUUACCCCUUUCAGCAGAUGUUGCAGUUAUAAUGUAUACAAGUGGAAGUACAGGAUUACCCAAGGGUGUGAUGAUGACACAUGGCAAUGUCUUAGCUACACUCUCGGCUGUGAUGACCAUUGUUCCUGAUAUUGGGACAAAGGAUAUAUAUCUUGCAUACUUACCGAUGGCUCAUAUCUUAGAAUUAGCAGCUGAGAAUUUGAUGGCAGCUGUUGGGGUUCCUAUAGGAUAUGGAUCUCCUCUGACCCUUACUGACACAUCAAACAAGAUUAAAAAAGGGACAAAGGGGGAUGCUACUGCACUGAGGCCAACAUUAAUGGCAGCUGUACCGGCAAUUCUUGAUCGUGUCCGUGAUGGAGUGUUCAAGAAGGUAAAUGCAACAGGAGGAUUUCCGAAGAUGUUGUUUCAUUUUGCCUAUGCGCGGAGGUUACAAGCAGUUAAUGGUAGUUGGCUUGGAGCUUGGGGCCUGGAAAAGGCUCUUUGGGAUUUUCUUGUGUUCAGAAAGGUCCGGGCUAUUCUGGGUGGCCGUAUCCGUUUUAUACUAUCCGGUGGUGCUCCCCUUUCUGGUGAUACCCAGCAGUUCAUCAACAUUUGUCUUGGUGCUCCAAUCGGUCAAGGAUAUGGUCUUACCGAGACUUGUGCGGGUGGGACAUUCUCUGAUGUUGAUGAUCCUUCUGUUGGUCGUGUUGGACCACCUCUUCCAUGCUCAUUUAUUAAGCUAAUCGACUGGCCUGAAGGUGGAUAUUUAAUAAAUGACUCUCCAAUGCCCCGAGGAGAAAUUGUAAUUGGUGGUCCAAAUGUCACUCUCGGGUAUUUCAAAAAUGAAGAAAAAACAAAAGAAUCGUACAAGGUUGAUGAAAGAGGAAUGAGGUGGUUUUACACUGGUGACAUUGGGAGAUUUCAUUCAGAUGGAUGUCUUGAAAUCAUUGACCGUAAAAAGGACAUUGUUAAACUGCAGCAUGGAGAAUAUGUCUCAUUGGGAAAGGUUGAGGCAGCUCUUAUUGUUAGCCCUUUCGUGGACAAUAUUAUGGUUCAUGCUGAUCCUUUCCACAGUUACUGUGUGGCACUUGUGGUGGGUUCUCAGUUCACAUUGGAGGAAUGGGCUUCAGAACAAGGUAUUUCAUAUAUCAAUUUUUCAGAUCUGUGUGCAAAAGAAGUAACUGUGAAGGAGGUGCAUACAUCACUUGUAAAGGAGGGAAAGAAGGCUCAUCUGGAGAAAUUUGAGAUUCCUGCAAAAAUUAAAUUGCUUUCCGACCCAUGGACCCCUGAGUCUGGCCUAGUCACUGCUGCUCUCAAACUCAAGAGAGAGGCCAUAAAAAAGACUUUUGAUGAAGAACUUUCAAAGUUGUAUGCUUCAUAG